CCGGUCUCAACAUGUUAAAGUAUAUAGUUAUAUUAUCCACCAUUGCUUGUGCUUUGGGUGCCGCCGUGCCUGAGGGUUUGUUGCCUCAAUUGGAUGGUCGCAUAGUGGGUGGUAAUCCUGCUUCUAUUAGCUCGUUUCCCUGGCAAAUUUCCCUUCAACGUUCCGGUUCUCAUUCCUGUGGCGGUUCCAUUUAUAGUAAACAAAUCAUAGUGACUGCUGCUCACUGUUUACAAUCGGUUAAUAUCUCUGUUAUGAAAGUUCGUGCUGGUUCUUCUUUCUGGAUUUCCGGUGGUGUUUUACUUAAUGUUGCUGCCUUCAAGAAUCAUGAACGUUACAAUUCCAAUACUAUGGUUAAUGAUAUUGCCGUAAUACGUUUAAGUUCUCCUUUGACUUUUUCAUCCACCAUUAAGCCUAUUCCUUUGGCUUCUGUGGCGCCUGCCAAUGGUGCUGCUGCUUCUGUUUCGGGUUGGGGUACUACAGCCUCUGGUUCCCAUUCUAUGCCCUCGCAAUUGAAAUCAAUUGAUGUUAAAAUUCUUAGCCUUACAGAAUGUUCUUCAUCCACUUAUGGUUAUGGCUCUGAAAUUAGAGACAGCAUGAUUUGUGCCUUUACUAAGGGUAAGGAUUCGUGUCAAGGUGAUUCUGGUGGUCCGAUGGUUUCUGGUGGUCAAUUAGUUGGUGUUGUUUCCUGGGGUUAUGGCUGUGCCUUUGCUAACUAUCCGGGUGUCUAUGCUGAUGUAGCUGCUCUGCGCUCUUGGGUUGUUAGUGCUGCUGAAACUGUAUGAAAAUGAUAACGAAUAAAGACUUUAAAAAUUUCUAAAUUA
Lucilia cuprina (Australian sheep blowfly) is the source of this 821-nucleotide messenger RNA. RefSeq names its product trypsin alpha-4-like. Gene Ontology annotation, biological process: proteolysis. The record is from RefSeq and is a predicted model, not a curated record. Lineage: Eukaryota; Metazoa; Arthropoda; Insecta; Diptera; Calliphoridae. The transcript has a single exon. Gene Ontology annotation, molecular function: serine-type endopeptidase activity. The coding region runs from base 12 to 782 and encodes 256 amino acids.